This is a messenger RNA of Diorhabda carinulata, 934 nucleotides long. Its product is annotated as protein FAM210B, mitochondrial-like. Bases 221 to 811 code for a protein of 196 amino acids. Lineage: Eukaryota; Metazoa; Arthropoda; Insecta; Coleoptera; Chrysomelidae. Gene Ontology annotation, cellular component: mitochondrion. The record is from RefSeq and is a predicted model, not a curated record. The transcript is spliced from 3 exons.
UCUUUCCGUAGUUGGAAGUAGUAGAACAUACAUACAGUUGGCAAUAUUUCCGUUGUCAACUAUUUAGCCAAUUUUGAAUAAUAUAGAUUUGCAUUUGGUAAUACUGGCAACAUAACAGACAUUGACAUUGACAAAUUUAUUAUGGGUGAUUUUUUAUUUGGAAAUAUAAGAAUAUAAAUUUAAAUACUCAAUAAGACAUAUUUGUUUAUAAAUAUUAAUAAUGGGUCGUGCAAAUUAUACGCAAAUAAUAAAUGUCAUAAGAAAAAGUACUAUUAAUUUAGGAAACUGCAGUGUUUAUAGAUCAUAUUGUCAUAGUUUGACUCCUCUAUCCAGAACUUCAGUAGUGAAUUCUUUUAUAGUUCCAUCUAUAAUGAAUCAAAAUAUUUUAUCUAGACAAACAUUUAGACUUAAUAGUACAGAAUUUAAAGAAGCAAAGGAAGAUAGUGGUACUUCUGUUAAACAAGCUCCUGAUAAAAUAGUAAUUACAGAGUCAUUAUCAAGAAAAGAAAAAUUAAAAAAGGCCGUUAAAGAAUAUGGGUCAACGGUGAUCAUUUUUCAUGUUGGAAUAUCUCUAAUAUCAUUGGGUACAUCAUAUGCUCUUGUAUCAAUAGGAUUAGAUGUGAUGUCGCUAUUUGAGAGUAUAGGAUUAAAGGACUGGUUUUCUAAUAGUAACAUAGCAACAAAUGCUGGGACUUUUGCUGUUGCUUAUGCUAUUCAUAAAGUUUUUGCUCCAAUCAGAAUCACUAUAACUCUAGCAGCUGUACCAUUCAUUGUUAGAUAUUUGAGGAGGAUAGGAUUUUUGAAAAAAUGACCCAAGUUUAUUAUCACUAAGUAUACUAUCUCAUGUUUACAUAUACUAUUCACAUUAUUAUUUUAUUUUUUGUAAAGAAAUAUAAAUUAAUAUUCUUUCUCUAAUAAAAAAAUUGGAAAUGUU